Molecule: messenger RNA, 2840 nt
Organism: Xiphophorus couchianus (Monterrey platyfish)
Lineage: Eukaryota; Metazoa; Chordata; Actinopteri; Cyprinodontiformes; Poeciliidae
Gene: ramp2
Product: receptor (G protein-coupled) activity modifying protein 2
Exons: 6
Coding region: 44-679 (211 amino acids)
Biological process (GO): cellular response to hormone stimulus; angiogenesis; regulation of G protein-coupled receptor signaling pathway
Cellular component (GO): membrane; signaling receptor complex; cell surface
Molecular function (GO): coreceptor activity
Source: RefSeq, a predicted model, not a curated record
CUGUGUAAAGGUUGAGAUAUUUAAUCCCUUCCCACUAGUGAAGAUGAACAGAGUAUUGUUCAGCAAAAUGACUGUCACCAGAUUCUCUCUUGUGUUCUCUGGCUGCUUAGUGACUUUUCUCAUUUGGGGAUGCACAAAUGUAAUUUGUCUGGAUAACGACAAAGCAACGGUGCAACCGCUCACAACAACAACAGUGUAUGGGUAUAAUGAAACACAAACAAUGGAUAACGAGAUCUCAGGACACCAACUGCAAUUUCCUUGUGCGAGUGGUCCCGUUUGCCACAAUAUUUGUAAGUUCUGCGAGGAGAAUUAUGGCAAACCAUCAAUGGAGUGUCUUUCUUAUAUAUUUGAUGACUAUUUGCAUUUUUUCAAUGAGAAAAUGAGAUCACUAAACUCAACUGACUGGUGCGUCUGGGAUAAAGUGAGCAGCUCCUACAGCGACUUUAGCACGUACACCGAGACCGUAUCUGACUGCCUGCUGAUCCCAUGGCCAAACUCACUGGUGGAAAAACUCUUUGUCAACAUCCACUCUGAGUAUUUCAAAACGUGCCCCACAGAGGAGUUUAGUGACCCACCACCAGGAAUCGUGUUAGCCCUGGUGAUCACUCCCAUCUGCCUGAUACCAGUUAUGGUCAGCCUGGUGGUGAUCAAAACCAAAAAUGGGGAUGGCACAUCCUGAUUUUAACACUAAAUAUGGCCUUUUAUAUUCAUUUUUGUCCAUCUACUUUACCAUGCUUAGACUGAUCCUAUUCCUUCAAUUCUCCAAAAAUCCUGCAGACGUCUCAGUGACUCAGGACUAAAUGGAGUAAACGCUUUGCUGCUUCGAAUGAUGUCUGUUGAAUGACAAGUGUCUUCUUUCUAAAUGAAAUGAUCAAUAUACUGUGGAAUAACAGUUUCCUGUUUACUGUAUUUACACUUUAUAGGGAAGGUUCAGUUUCUUGAAAGUGGGGUUCUUUGGAGUUGCCAUCAGCUGUCAGUACCUUACCUCAGGUGGACAAUGCUUAGAACAUUUCUUAAAGAUCCAGAAAGACAGAAAAGUGGAGUCCAUCAUUCUGAAUCAACUCCAGUUUUUAAAGUUUCACAGCAACUCAAAAGAGUUACUUAGGUGGUUAUUUAACAUAAAAGCCAUUUGCCAUUUAUGAUGAAAACUGUAUUGAUUAAUGAUCCAUUACAGUAACAUUGUGACAUUCUUAGCAGAAGAAAGACGUAACUGAUCAGUGAGAUCUGAUUUGAUGCUAAUGGAAUAGGAUGUAAAACAGCCAUAAGACUGCAUUUUCUCAAACUACUCACCAUGAACGUCAAAUAAAUUAAUGCAAGUGAGAAAAAAGAAUUCCAGUGAGCUACGUUUUUUAUUAUAAGACCAUUGUUUUAGGAUGAUACAUUUUUAUCCUAGUUCCACUUGGCCUACAUGUUAGCAAUACUCAUAACUUCUUUCUCUUCUCAUAAACUGAAGGGAUGCUUUGAUCUUUACUUUGUUGGAACAUUGACUGCUCAUAGUUACUCUGCAAAAUCCCACCUCAAUGUCCCAAACUUUCACUUUAAGGAAAAGGCUGUGAAAAAAUGUUGUUUUUAAACUGACCUAGUUACAAUGUUGCGUUCUGUUUGCAUUUGAAAGUUGGAUUUUCUGAUUUUCCAUACAGAAAUACAAAAAAAAUCUGUAUAAAGUCAGAAUUUUAACUUGGAAAGUUGGAAGUGUCUGAGGAGUCCUGGGUUCAAUAGACAUGGUUAUAGCACAUAUAUUUAAUUUUGCAGAUGUAAACCCAGUUUAAAAAUCCCCCCAAAACAAUUACCGUAAUCUUUUUUUUUUGUGACAUAGUGCUGUACAACAUUUUGUGGUGGACAUGUUCAUGUUUCAAUGCAGAAUAUGGAGAGAAAUGCACUAUUAUUAAAUCAUAUUACUGUAAGUGGGUAGCACUACAAUUGGAAAAAUCCCAGGGGUUUUCCAAAUUGCAACUGGAACACGAUUACUCCUGAUGUGACUUCAUUCUCAACUCCAGCCUCCAAAACAAAUAGGAUGCAACAUAAGUAUUGACUCAACCAGUAUCAGCACAAUAUUCUGGAGUCAAACCCUAAUAUAAACCAAAAACAUAUAUUUAGUGUUGUUAAUGAUGACAAAAGCUUCAGAGCUUGCAGUUGUAAAAGUAUUAUAACAUUUUCAGUGACAGUCCAGAUGUUUGGAAUUAGCUUUGGCUGUUCAGAAAAUUAUGUUUAAUUAUAAAUGAGCAACAUAAUAUUUUGGUGCUCAAACUGAACUCGGAUCAAUGUUAAGUUUGAUCUAUGUUUGAUAUGUGUUAAUAUGACAUGAAAAUUAAGAAUUGUUGAAUGUAUUUAUCUGAAGGGGGUUCAAAGGUUAAAGCAACUGGAGCUCAAUUAAAAGUGACCACUGCAGUAGAGCUCCCCAUGCUGUUUUUCUUUCAGUAGCAACGAUUCUGCCUUCUGUCCUGUCUAAAUAUUAACAAUUCAUAAGUAAAUAAUUGACAGUUUAACCUGACCCAGACAAAAGACAUUUAUCUGUCUGUGCAGACUAGUUAUAUACACUGAGUGAUGACAAGAAGACCAAUCUAAAUUUCUUUGCUUGUAACAUGACAGCGUUGAUAAGUGUUCAGUUGUGGAUGACAGUAAAGCCACAGUAAGUGCUUUCAGAUUUGGAGCAAAAUGUGUAUUCAAAAACUUUCCUUUAAUUUUGUUGUUGUCAAGAACAAACAGAUGUAAUUCGCAGCCUCAAGGAAUACAUUCAGUCCCACCAUGUACUGUGCACAUAUCUGUAUACUUUUAUUGUUUUGUAAAGUAUUAAAUCUAAAUGGAUAUUUUACCAUCCAAAUAAACUGAUCAUAAAAAUA